AUGGCGGAAGGAGAAACCCCGCUGGGGCAGGCCCUCCAACGUCUCGCUCACAUGCAGGAGACCACCACAGCAUUACAGCGACAGCAGAGCAAGGCUCUGCUCGGGAUCGCCUCGAGCCAGCGCGAGGACCGGGCUCUCCUACGGGAGCUGCUGCAGCGUCCGACCGCUCAGGAGGCCGAUCCCGCGACCAACCCGGCCUUCAAUUGCCCUCCAGAAGUUGACGAGGAGGAGUGUCCGGCCCGGCUAUUGCCUCUGCUAUCUGGGGAUGCGCAGCUAGCCGCCCACAGCCUGCCAGCAGCCUCUCGGCAUGUGUACCGGCAUCUGAGGAAGGCCAUACUGGACCGGCUUGGCAGCACGCCAGAGGGACAUCGCCGCCGGUUCCGGGCCCUCCCCUUCGAGGACGCUGACCGGCCCUUCUCCUACGCGCAGCGGCUCCGGGAUGCAGCGAGCCGCUGGCUCCAGCCGUGGGUGCGCUCCGCUGAGGAAGUCGUCGGGCAGGUGGCGCUGGAGCAGUUAAUCGCCGGCCUGCCAUCUUCGACGGCGAAUUGGGUCCAGUGCCAUCGCCCCACCAACCUGGAAGCAGCCGUCGUCCUCGCGGAGGACCACCUCUCGCUUCCCCGGCGGAGCAUGAAAGAGGAGCCCCGACCACCAGCCGUUUCAGCGGCCCGACCCGUCCCAGCCCCGAGGAGGAGGUUUCCGGGAGCAGCUGCCCUUCCCUCCCCACCACCACACGGCCCCAACCCCGCAGCCCCGACACUUUUUCCCCAAGCCCUACCUUACCCUCCUGUGUUUAUCUUUCCCCAGGGUCCGGCCUAUGCUUCUGGUCGUCCGGCAACACGGGGGGCUCCUCAGACGUCAGGGCAGGAUUGCUGGCGGUGCGGGCAGCCCGGCCACUUCCGACGGGAGUGUCCUCUCAUGGAGGUCGGACAGCUGGUUCGGGUUGCGGGACCGCCAGUUGCCUCCCCCGAUUUGGAAGGGACGUACCGUAUACCGACCGAUGCCUCGAACAGUGGGGUGGGGGCCGUUUUGUCCCAGCAAGUAGAGGGGGUCGACCGCCCCGUACUGUACAUUAGCCGUAAGCUCGCCCAGAGGGAGGUGAACUACAGUACGGUGGAAAAGGAGUGCCUCGCCAUACGGUGGGCGGUCGGCGCCCUGCGGUACUACCUCCUGGGGCGCCCUUUCACCCUCUGGUCGGACCAUGCCCCGCUCCAGUGGCUCCACCGCAUGAAGGAUGCCAACGCUCGGAUCACUCGGUGGUAUCUGGCGUUACAGCCUUUCAACUUCAAGGUGAUCCACAGGCCGGGUAACCGGAUGGUCGUGGCUGAUUUCCUCUCUCGCUCAGCGGAGGGGGGGGAGAGUCAGCUUGCGGCCGGCGGGAUCCCGGCCUGAGUCGGGCGGUGGGGGUAUGUGGCAGCGGGGUGGGGUUAGGGCGCCGGCUGCUGGAGUGAAGGGAGUGGCUCGGCCG
Messenger RNA from Gymnodraco acuticeps, 1465 nucleotides. RefSeq lists its product as uncharacterized. The record is from RefSeq and is a predicted model, not a curated record. Gene Ontology annotation, molecular function: nucleic acid binding; zinc ion binding. NCBI's taxonomy places the organism in Eukaryota, Metazoa, Chordata, Actinopteri, Perciformes, Bathydraconidae. The transcript has 3 exons. Bases 1 to 1389 code for a protein of 462 amino acids.